Mytilinidion resinicola is the source of this 375-nucleotide messenger RNA. RefSeq names its product phosphatases II. NCBI's taxonomy places the organism in Eukaryota, Fungi, Ascomycota, Dothideomycetes, Mytilinidiales, Mytilinidiaceae. Gene Ontology annotation, molecular function: JUN kinase phosphatase activity. The transcript has a single exon. The annotation marks the transcript as partial. The record is from RefSeq and is a predicted model, not a curated record. Gene Ontology annotation, cellular component: cytoplasm. Gene Ontology annotation, biological process: protein dephosphorylation; regulation of MAP kinase activity.
CUCGUCAAACAUGGCAUCACGCACGUCAUGAGUCUAGUUAGUGAACGCGACUGCCCGAAGAUGGCCGCGGAGUUAGGCAUUGAGCACCUCCACAUUGCGAUCGAUGACAACCCUUACGAAGACCUGCUCAUGUGCCUAGAAGGCUUGAAUGGAUGGAUUGAAAAUGCCCUCAGUUCCGGCGCUGGAAAACACGUCGUCUUGGUUCAUUGCCUGCAAGGCCAGUCCCGCAGCGGCGCCGUAGUCGUCGCGUACCUCAUGCGUGCACUCUCGUUCGACUACGACGCUGCACUUUCGCUCGCCAGGAAGUACCGCGCUGCGAUUGCGCCGAAUCUGGGGUUCGCGGAUCAGCUCCGUUUGUGGCAGGAGUUGCAGUAU